AGCUGAAGUGAUAAGGCCCGGCUUUCUUGUCACCGUCAGGGACGUCUGGCGACAUGAUGUGGCAGGUGCUUGUUUUGGUUUCAAUCUGGACUCUCACAGGGGUAAAUGCCCGAACACUGAGUGAGGACCAGGCAGAAACAUUACAUAAUCUUCAUAAACGCUCUAGUGUUUGCUAUGACGACCUUGGUUGCUACAGCACGGGAAGUCCCUUUUGGAGCAUCCAUCGGCCCCUGAACAUCCUCCCUCAGAGACCAGAGAAGAUCAACACGAGGUUCUUCCUGUAUACUAGAUCGAACACAGGUCAUUACACUCAACUCGUCGCCAAUGACUACGACAGCAUUCGGAAUUCCCACUUUGAUAGAACGAAAGACACCAAAUUCGUAUCGCACGGGUUCCUCGAAAAUGGUUUCGUCGACUGGAUGGCGAAAAUGAAGGAUGCGUUUCUGAAGGCGGACGACUUGAACGUCAUUCUGAUUGACUGGGGCGGUGGGUCUUCAUUCCCAUACACCCAGGCCACAGCUAACACACGUGUUGUUGGAGCUGAAAUUGCAAAGCUCAUCAAAAUCUUACAAAGAGUUUCCAAUGCCGAACCAACAAAGAUCCACGUCAUUGGACACAGUCUUGGCGCUCACAUUGCUGGGUACGCCGGAGAAAAGACGCCCAACCUGGGGAGAAUCACGGGUCUUGAUCCUGCUGGACCCUACUUUGCAAACACUGACAUAGCUGUCCGCUUAGAUCCUUCUGACGCAAUCUUUGUUGACGCUUUACAUACAGACUCCGAGAACUUGGUCCCAAACAUCGGAUUUGGAAUGAUGCAAGCUGUGGGUCACGUGGACUUUUAUCCGAAUGGCGGCAAAGAUCAACCCGGAUGUAACGCCGACCCAGUAACACAAAUAUUGAUACAGGGAGGAAUAUAUGACGGGACAAAGCAAUUUAUUGCAUGCAACCACUUACGAGCUUAUGAGUAUUUUACGGAAUCGAUAAACAGCCAAUGUCCAUUUGAAGGCUACAGUUGUGAUUCUUUCGACCACUUUCAGGAUGGCACAUGUCAUUUAGACUGUACUGUACCAGGCGGUUGUGGUAAAAUGGGUUACCAUGCCGACGAGUUAAAAUCUGUAAAAAGCGCUUACGGCAAAAAGUUUUUCAUGAAAACAACAUCACGAGCCCCAUAUUGUGAAUAUCACUACGCUCUCCGUGUGACUUUGGGCAAUCCAUCGGGCUCCCAUCAAUGGCGCGGUGAACUCAGGGCAAACAUACAUGGCACGAACGGGCAACUUGGUGAAAGAGUGGUCACCGACGACUAUGUCUAUUUCAACCCCGGCCAGAGCUACUCGUUUCUCAUAGCCGUGCCCCACAACAUCGGCGAGAUUCGCGACGUGUCCCUGCAUUGGGUUCAUCACGGCAUCAGUAUCAAUCCAUUCCAGUGGAACCCAUUUCAUCUCAGACACCCGGAGUUGUUUUUCCAAAGCGUUGAAGUUGUAGCCGGAGAUUCUUUUCAAAAAAUUAAAUUUUGUGGUACAGGUGGAACAGAAAGCAAUUCCCAAAGAACUCUCAGUACCAAAUGCUGACGUCACUUGGUGUAUGUGUAUUAUUCAGUAGAAAUAAACAAACCAACGUUAUUCAAA
Magallana angulata is the source of this 1625-nucleotide messenger RNA. Its product is annotated as pancreatic triacylglycerol lipase-like. Bases 54 to 1568 code for a protein of 504 amino acids. Gene Ontology annotation, molecular function: protein binding; triacylglycerol lipase activity. The transcript is spliced from 11 exons. NCBI's taxonomy places the organism in Eukaryota, Metazoa, Mollusca, Bivalvia, Ostreida, Ostreidae. The record is from RefSeq and is a predicted model, not a curated record. Gene Ontology annotation, biological process: lipid metabolic process.